AUGUCUUCUUCACACGCCCUCCUCGCCGCGCUCUCAACCCUCAGCCUCCUCCCAUCCGCCUGGGCGAAUCCCACAAUCUCCUUCCCCUUCAACGCACAGCUCCCGCCCGUCGCCAGACCAAACCAUGCCUUCUCAUACUCCUUCUCGCCAAACACGUUUCGAUCCGACUCCUCCAACAUGACAUACUCCCUCGGCGACCAUCCCAGCUGGCUAUCGAUAGAGAGCGAGAGCAGGAGGCUCUACGGGACGCCCAAGGAAGAGGAGAUCCCGCCCGGGGAAGUUGUGGGACAGGAGUUUGGGCUCGUUGCUACGGAUGAGGCUGGGUCGACGACACUGAAUGCCACGCUUGUCAUUUCACGGAGACAGCCGCCAUCGGUACAUGUUCCAAUAUCGCAGCAGAUGGACAACUUUGGGCAAUUCUCGGCGCCGUCUUCCAUCCUGUCAUAUCCUUCGACAGAGUUCCAGUACACCUUUGAUCCGAAUACAUUUGUUGGUCACGGCACGAAUCUCAACUACUACGCAUCUUCAAACGACAGCACGCCUCUGCCGGCAUGGAUCAGGUUCAACGACAAGACAUUGACAUUCUCGGGAAGAACGCCCGCCUUUGAGUCGCUGGUCCAGCCUCCGCAGAAGUUCGACUUCAGCCUCGUUGCGUCGGACAUUGUCGGCUUCUCGGGGACGUCCCUGUCCUUUGCGAUUGUGGUGGGGAGCCACAAACUGACGACGGACGACCCAAUUGUUCGACUGAAUGCUACAAGAGGCGCAAAAGCCAGCUACGAUGGUCUGGCCAAGGGCAUCCAGCUAGACAACGAAGCCGUUCGACCCGGUUCCCUCGACGUGUCUGCAGAGGAUAUGCCGUCUUGGCUGACUCUUGAUCCUAAAACGCUGCUUCUGGAGGGGACUCCGCGAGAGAACGACCGCUCAACAAACUUUACCAUCGUCAUCCGAGACUCUUUUGCCGAUGCCCUCAGCGUCCUUGUCCAGGUCGACGUGGUAACGGAAUUAUUCCAAUCGAACCUCGAAGACAUCCAGAUAGAGCCUGGUAAAGAAUUCAACUUGGACCUGUCCGCCUACUUUCGCGAUCCAAGUGAUAUCCAGCUCCAUGUCGAUACCGAUCCCGAAGUAGGCUGGCUUCACGUCAUAGGGCCCAAACUGUCGGGCACCGUCCCCAAGGCGGCAAGGGGCAAGUUCAACAUGUCCAUCAAGGCCGUUUCCCGAAGCACCGGCCUCACAGAGACACACAAGGCUCGCGCCGAAUUCCUGACUCCCGACGAAGCAAUCGACACGGCAUCAUCGCCAUCCGGAGCAAAGCCUACCGGCCCAGCCAGCGCAAAGUCCGAAGACUCCCGCCGCCACCGCCUCGGCACAACCGACGUUCUGCUUGCAACCAUCUUACCAGUUCUCUUCAUUACGUUUGCCAUCAUGCUGCUUGUUUGCCUCAUGCGCAGGCGGCGGCGGCACCGACAAACCUACAUCUCCGCCAGCAAACACCGGCCCAAGAUAUCAGAUCCAAUACGCUUCACUCUACGCAACGACGAGUCAGAUGCUGAGACAAUCUUCCACGUGGAGGAUACUGUUCGUUCAAAGGCGUCUAACGGGCGGCUAGUCAGGAAGGGCGACGGCAUCUUUGCUGAUGUUGCGUCACGCGUAUCAUCGAGGUCAAAGACAUCGGGCACCUUGCAUGACAGCUCCGUCCUGCGCGCUCCCCCGCGUCCACUGGCCUCGGGGGCUCGAUCCGGAACGCCCAGGAGCGUGAGCCCCCUGACAGAUGAUGGGGAUCACGGCUCUUGGUUCACUGUGGAGAGGGCAACGACCGGUGAAAAGAGUCACAAGUCAUCAGAGAGCAACCAAUCGGACACGACCCUACCUGAAGUCGCCCAGCCAUAUUUGCCUACAUCCGGCUUCCUCUCAGAAGCAGGGGAGAGUGCGUUCAGGAGCGGGCUGGACCUCACUCUGCCGUCGUUGGAGGACCUGGCCAAUAUCCAACCGAUGCCCCUAGUAAUAAACAAACCAUCAACACAGUCAGAUACUAGCUCUGGGGCAUUUUCAGCCAUCACGUCGAGCUCAGCCGCACUGCCAAGCACCCUCGCCCUGAUCCAGGAGCCUUUUGAUCCAGAUCUCGUCAGGCGAGCGCUAGAGCCAGCCAAGGAGCCUCUAAUAGAGAAGCAGGCAGAGAUCCAAGCAGCAGAGAAAGCCACAGAGCUGCAGCAGCCAGCCCAGGCACGUCUUCCGAGCCAGCAGUGGUUCAGCCGGGGCGGCUCCUCCUGGUUGGAAGCAGAUUCCGGCAAGGGGGCCAAGAGCUUCCGCACAGAUCCAUCGUUUGGAUCCAACGAGAACUGGCGCGUCGCCCCGGGGCGGCGAGAUCCGAGCGUUGCUUACUUGGAGCUCGUGGACGAGACGCCCUUCCUGCCGUCGAGGACGGCAUCGAGGAUCAGCCUGGGCAAGCUGGGGCAGCUGGAGGAGCGGCGCAGCCUCGAGCUCAUGUCGCCCAGCAAGUGGGGCGAGGACGAGCGGAAGAGCACGAUACGGCCGAUGCGGUCGACGAGCGCGAUCUCGAUUCUGAGCGACGGCGAUGCGUCUGUGUUUGGCGAGAGGGAAGCGGUGGCGAAGGGCAAAACGGCGUGGAGGAGAGAGGAUUCGGCUGCAAAGGUGUCGGAGAGGAGCUUCAAGAUGUUUAUAUAA
This is a messenger RNA of Trichoderma citrinoviride, 2682 nucleotides long. RefSeq lists its product as hypothetical. The transcript has a single exon. NCBI's taxonomy places the organism in Eukaryota, Fungi, Ascomycota, Sordariomycetes, Hypocreales, Hypocreaceae. The record is from RefSeq and is a predicted model, not a curated record. Gene Ontology annotation, molecular function: calcium ion binding. The coding region runs from base 1 to 2682 and encodes 893 amino acids. Gene Ontology annotation, cellular component: membrane.